This is a messenger RNA of Gossypium raimondii (Peruvian cotton), 1383 nucleotides long. Its product is annotated as probable cinnamyl alcohol dehydrogenase 9. The record is from RefSeq and is a predicted model, not a curated record. Lineage: Eukaryota; Viridiplantae; Streptophyta; Magnoliopsida; Malvales; Malvaceae. Bases 159 to 1238 code for a protein of 359 amino acids. The transcript is spliced from 5 exons. Gene Ontology annotation, molecular function: cinnamyl-alcohol dehydrogenase activity; zinc ion binding. Gene Ontology annotation, biological process: lignin biosynthetic process.
CCAACACCUUUCGGAUGAAAAUACUUAAUGCACCCACAAAACAUGAGUAAAUGCAGUGGCAGACCUGCCUAGUAGUGCCUAUCUCCCUUCUAUAUAUUUUGUCACCCACUCACUGGUUUUACUUGUACUCAUCAAGCAAAACAUAGCAAAAAAGAAAAAUGGCAAAAUCAGCAGAGGAAGAGAACCAACAAAAAGCUUUUGGUUGGGCUGCUACUGAUAAUUCUGGAAUCCUCUCCCCUUUCAAUUUUUCCAGAAGGGAAAAUGGUGAUGAUGAUGUCACUUUAAAAAUUCUUUACUGUGGAGUGUGCCAUUCAGACCUACAUACUUUGAGAAAUGACUGGGGUUUCUCCUUUUACCCUGUUGUUCCUGGGCAUGAAAUUUCAGGUGUUGUGACCGAAGUGGGGAAGAAUGUGACAAAAUUCAAUAUUGGUGACCGGGUUGGGGUUGGGGUUUUGGUUGGUUCCUGCAAGACAUGUGAAUGCUGCGAGCAGGAUCUGGAGAACUACUGCCCUCGUAUAAUAUUUACCUACAACUCUUACAAUCCAGAUGGGACAAAAAAUUAUGGUGGUUAUUCGGAUAUGAUUGUGGUUGACCAGCGCUAUGUGCUACGGUUUCCUGAUAACUUGCCACUGGAUGCGGGUGCACCAUUGUUAUGUGCAGGGAUCACAGUGUACAGCCCUAUGAAGUAUUAUGGAAUGACCGAGGCAGGCAAGCAUCUAGGUGUUUCUGGACUUGGUGGGCUUGGUCAUGUUGCUGUGAAGAUCGGUAAGGCCUUUGGAUUGAAAGUCACUGCCAUUAGUAGCUCCCCACAGAAGGAGUCUGAAGCAAUCAAUAGACUUGGUGCUGACUCAUUCCUUGUUUCUAACGAUCCGGAAAAAAUGAAGUCAGCUAUUGGUACCAUGGACUAUAUCAUUGACACAGUGUCUGCGGUCCAUCCCCUACUUCCACUGCUUAGUCUGCUGAAGGUGAAUGGAAAAUUGGUCACUGUGGGAUUGCCUAAUAAGCCACUCGAAUUGCCUGUUUUUCCUUUAGUCAUGGGACGGAAGCUUAUUGGAGGAAGUGAUGUUGGAGGGAUGAAAGAAACUCAGGAGAUGCUAGACUUCUGUGCCAAGCACAAUAUCACUGCAGAUAUCGAGCUGAUUCGGAUAGAGGAAAUCAAUACGGCCAUGGAAAGGCUUGCUAAAUCUGAUGUCAGAUACCGAUUUGUGAUUGAUGUGGCAAAUUCCUUGUCACAGUAGGGUUCAUUGUGAAGGAACUAGUCCAGUAAGUUUAAAGAUUAUGAUCUUAAUGGAGAAGAGAAAACAGAUGAACUUUGAUGGCUUGGGACUUGUAAUGCUAUAUAAUAAUAAUUUAUAUGAAAUGAUUUUGUGGUGUUCUGCUUCA